AUGUUUGUUUCUGUAUUUAAAUAUUUGUAUUUUAAAACAUUACCAACUUUCAACACUACCAGAAAAUGUAAUUUCAUAAAUAAAAUUAGAAGUUGGUUUGGCUAUUGGCGCAUGUCAUUUCAUAUAGACUUUUAUUGCUGCACCCCGUGACUAAAGUGCCACUUUUCGGGCCACGAAACCGUGGAGAAGUUGGCGCUUUUAAGGUGGAAUUGAAAAAUAUUAUUAAACGCGAAUAAUAAUCUUAUUUUAAAGAUAGUGAAUCUCUGCGCUAUGUUGAUUUUAACUGGAAAAAAUAUGGGUGGGACGAAGAAAUAGCCUACAACGCAACGUUUGGUCCAGUGAUGGAUUAUACCUGGGAAAUGUUUCCAAUUAUUAUGACGAAAUCGGCGCAACUAACCCAAAAUUAUAAAUUCGAAAAAGUAGGAGAAAUUAAUAUCAGAAAUCGUUUUGAAAUCAAUUUAUCGUUUUUGGGAAAACCAAGUGCACAAAUAUAUUUUUGUUCAAAUGCCCAGAUAAAAAGGGGUAUAUGUUUUAUUUUUAUUCUUGGAGGGUGGAAUGGAAAAGGCAGUGUGAUAAGACGAUGUAAAGAAGGUGCGUCGCCUACAAACUCCGAAGAUAGAUUAAAAGGAUGUGAAAAUAUCGUCCAUAAGAUUGAACAUAAACCACUGUUUUCAAUUGAUUAUUGGAGUCAAAUUUCUAUACGAUAUAUAAACCAACAAUUAGAAGUAAUAAUCAAUGAGGAACAUUUAUUAUCCUACCAUGCCAACGAUCAAGGAGAAUUUAACAAUUUUACAAAACUAUUCAUACAUUCAAAUACCGAAGAUGCACUGUGGAAAUAUCAUGACUAUACAUAUUAUGAAGCUCGUAAACCAAUCACUAAUCUUAUUAAUAGUAAUUGGUUUUAUAUGGAUUCUAAUCACUUGUGUAUUUCGUUUUUUGCAAAAUUCACCAAAGAUAUUACAUUACAACUCUAUGAUGUAUCGCAAGAGCUCAUCAAAACUGAAUACUAUAAGAGUGAUAAGAACACACAAUGGAAUUAUAAAACAUUUUAUUCAGACGUAUAUGAAGAUGCUGAAUAUUAUUUACGCAUUUCGUUUAGUCCUAAUGAUAAGGUUGCAAUUCGAAACAUUGUCAGGCAUUUAGAUUGCACGGGAAGUAAAACGGAUAAAUUCCAUUUUUCAUCAUUAGAGUACAACUAUGAUUCAGCAAAUAAUAUUAAAUGUUCUUCUCUUCGACAUAAAACCACUCAACUCAAAAUUUUAUUUCCAAACGAGAGUACUGAUGUUUUUUCGAUUGAUAAUCAGAAUCAAUGUAAUAUAUGUACUGAAUUCUAUAACACGACAGAAUGUCCACACAGAAUAACGUGUAAUGAGGAAUCAUGUCAUUGCCCAACAGGAUACAUCGGAAAGUAUUGUGACAAAGUAUGUGACAGGGGAAAAUAUGGUUGCAAUUGUGAAUUUGAAUGUGCGAAUUGCAUUUCCAACUUUUGCAGUCCAGCAAAUGGUGAAUGUUACUUUGGUUGUAAUGAUUUAAAUUAUGUUGCACCCUUUUGUAAACAAAGAAAUCUACCAGUGUUAACUGCUAUUGCAUCUACACAAACUGAUUGUAUCACAAAUUGCACAAUUACAAUCUACGAAAAAGAAUUAAAAUAUGAAGGAGUCCAGGAACCAAAAUAUUAUUACACUCGCUUAUUUGAACCAAAAGGAACUAUUACAGAAGGAGACUUAACAUCAAUUAAGGUCAAUUUCUUUAAUUUUACUAAUUUAAUUAAAAAAUUGAAAUAUAAAUAUGAGAUAGUUCUGUGUUUUACUAAUACAAAAUCAGCGUGUUUCAUUGAUGAUUUGACAACAUUUGAAUUUGAAACAACAUGUGAAGAAUUGCACGCAGAUCAAUUUCUAAUUGAAAGUGUCGACAGGCGUACGACGAUAAAUGUGACAUCUUACAAUCCCAGUCAAAAUUGUCGCUUAGAUGAGUAUCACAUGUUAAUUCUGAAUAAAGCUGGCAUUGCAAUAUAUUAUUUAAAACAUUUAAAAAUCAGUAAUAUUAUAUCACCAAUAGACAUUUAUACUGAUUAUACACUGCAAUUAACUAAGAAACAACAAAAUAACACAUAACAUCAUAUUUACAACAGACGAAUCGGUUCCAAAUAAAGUCAGAAACACAACAAUUAUUUCUUCAACACCUAGUAAACUUAGUGUUGUUUGGGAAGCACCAACACCUGUUUUGGGAAUCAUUACUAAUUACCACGUCACAUGGAUGUUUCUGGAUAAAAGAGGUUGUAAGAUUGCAAAUAGAAUAUCAAAUAUCCAAUCAAAAAAUAUAACAACUACUGCAAUUGAAUUAGAUAAUCUACAACCAUAUUCAAUUUAUAAUAUAUCAGUAUCAGCAGUUACUAAGAAAGGUCAAGGAGAUAUGCAAAGUAUUCUAGGAUACACAGAUGAAGCUAAAACAAUUGACAUAAACAUGUUUAAUCGGAAGAUUACCACUUUAGAAACUUCGAUUCAAAUUGGUUUAGUUGUUGAAUGUGAAAAUUGGAAUGGUCCAAUCUAUCUAAGCGCAUAUGCUAUCUGCAAGAGUGAAUGGUGUGAGGGAGAAGAAAUGAAUAUGACUAAAUACAUGCAAUAUAAUGAUUUAAUUACACUUGAUAGUUUACUUCCAUAUACAAAUUACAAAUUAGAAGUAAAUUUUCUUCGUAAUGAAGUGGAUAGAAUUAAUGAUUAUAACAAAUCUUGGUCAACUGCCGUGAUGACAUUAUCAAGUGUACCAAAUCAAGUUUCAUUUGCGGAAGUAUAUAGUUUAUCAGAAACAAGUAUAUCAUUGAGAUGGAGUCCACCUUAUCCACCCACUGGAAUACUGGAUUUAUUUCUAAUAAAAUAUUAUUACUUUUCAAAGGGAUAUAGUACGCAACAAACCGUUAUUAAUUAUUUGAGUCCAUGUAAAAUAUGGCCAAAUAUGUAUUGCACUACAUUAACUAAUCUUACUACCAACCAAAACUACAUAAUUUCAAUUGCUGGGCGUAAUCAAGCUAUUUCGAGUUAUGGAGUGGAGACAUUUUUUAAUGAAACCACAUUGAUUAGAGCUCCGCAACCACCACAGAAUUUAGUUGCAAAAUGGGACACGUCACGAAUUUUACAUUUGCAAUGGGAACAUCCCAAUAGAACAAAUGGACCAUUCUCUGGAUUUAAAAUCUGUAUUAAUGAUCACCAAUAUUUAUACGAAGGACCUGGAAAUACCACAUACAAUUUUAAAACGUCGUUUCAGUGUAAACAUGCAAUCUAUAGAAAUGCAAUAGUUUCUAUUCAAACGAUUAACUCUGAAUUCACAUCUGCUUUAUUAGCUCAACAAUUUGUUUGUCCAAUUUUUAAACCAUCUCUCAGCACUGAGCCUUUUCGAAGACGAAAUGUCAACAAUUCCAUAACUAUUUCAAUGCCGAUUAUUGAAAAUGCUGAAGCAAUAAGCAAUUUGUACAUUAUUCUCCUGGCAAAUGAAUUGGACGAUACAGGCGAUUGUAAAGAAAAAUUAGGAGAUAUGCAAAAUUCACUUGUUCCAAAAAAAGGAAUACAGAGAUGUUGGAUAGUCGCGCACUAUAAUAAAAGUGAAUACAAAGACAUCGAAAAAACUGAAAUAAAUUUUAACUUAACACAAUUAAGAGAAUUAUAUUCUACCAGUGACCAGUAUGAAGUUGGAAUAUUGAUAGUCAAUGAGUUUGAUGGCCAAAUAUCAUCUAAUUGGUAUCUCGUCAAAAUGUAUGGUUUGGAAAAUUAUAAAUUCGAUAAUACUACAUCUCAAAGAAUUUUCGCAUUUUUUUAUCGUUUAACAAUAAUUAUAGGUACUAUUUUUUUCCUGACUUUAUGGACAUUGAUAUAUAAGUGUCACUGGCAAUACACAAUCGCACGUAAUAGUAUAUAUGCGCCUAUAGAAAAAAGAAGUGUUAGGUGCUGGUAGGGGUACAUGAAUUUCACAAAUAUGUGAAAAGCAUUGCAAAUUGGUACCAGUUGCCUACGGAGUAUAAUAAAAUCGUUGCAUUAAGAAAAAUGUUAAAUUACAUUAUGGAAAAUUAACAUUAGAAUGUCUAGAUGCUAGUUACAUAGCUGUAAGUUUUUAUUAAUGGGAAUUACUAAUAAUUUUAUGUUAACCAAUUGGUAAUUUAAAGAGUCCUUUAUGUGACAAGGCGGAUAUUUUUUGUUUGGCUCAAACUAUUUUUAAUUACUACCAGUUUUAGAAGAAGUAAAAUACAUUGUAAUUUUUGCUUUAUUUGGGAUAAAAUUGACUGUUUUAUAUAUACGUAUAAAUCUUUAUUUCGAACAACUUGUUUACAAAUAUAUACACACACUCAAUAUUAUCACUCGUAUAAACACUAUUUUUGAUUGAAAAACUACGAAAAAUUGCCUAAAACGCAAUUUGCUAAUUGAGAUUAAUUUUGCCCAAUAUUUACUACAAGUAUUUAAUGUUAAAGAAAAAUGUACACAAUAUAAUACAUGUAAAAUUUG
Messenger RNA from Dalotia coriaria, 4490 nucleotides. Its product is annotated as neural cell adhesion molecule L1-like. The transcript has 11 exons. The record is from RefSeq and is a predicted model, not a curated record. Lineage: Eukaryota; Metazoa; Arthropoda; Insecta; Coleoptera; Staphylinidae. Gene Ontology annotation, molecular function: protein binding. The coding region runs from base 2257 to 3945 and encodes 562 amino acids.